AACAGGUUUUACCUGCGUGGCGUGGCAGUCAGCGUUUUAUGCCUAGCUCCGGCUAACGUUUCUCUCAAGACGUCGCUGGUGUUCCUCUUUUCCUGUUUCUUUCGUUCACUUUCUGUUGCUCGCAGUCGACAGUUUGCGUGUUCGCGCAAGUACAAGUGGUUCCUGGAGUCAACAUGGCGGCAUGUCUAACGGCAUUACUUCUGAUUUGCGCGGCAUUCGGGCGUCCGGCACCAGCAUCGUCGGCCUACAUGGGCAAAGACCUUAGAAAUCUUCAUACAUUCGACCACGAGGUGGCGGGACACGUGUACGCCCUUGACGCGACCACACUGCUCGUCACCGGAUUCAAGUAUGACGGAAGCGCACCAGAUGCGUAUUUCUGGGUGGGCAGCACGACUUCGCCCAGUUCUAACGGUAUCAUUGUUCCGGACGAGGCGGGCAGGUUGACUUCGGUAACGUCGUGUUCGGUACGAUUGCGGGCCCUGCACCGCGUGACAUAGGUGCAAUGAAGCCAGGCGACCACGGUACGCAGGCGAGCGCCAUCACCCUGCUCAACGAGAAGACACUCCACUUAACUAACCUGAUGUACGACGGAACCUCCGCCGAUGCGUUUUUCGUCGUUCGAAAAAGCGACGGCACCGACAUGAAAGUACGCGACGAAAAUAACAGCCUCACGAAGUUGCACGCCUACACGGGGCAGAAUGUCACCCUGACACUACCGGAGUCAGUGAGUUUCUUCGACGUUGAUUACUUCAAGAUCGGCUGCGUAGCCUGCUCCGAGGCUCACGGUAUGGUGGCAAUCCCCGCCUCUGUCAAAGUACCGGGAACUCUUCCUUCAUCCAUGGCGAACAAUGCGGCUCCAAUGAAAAAUUGUGAAACGCUUCUAGAUGGCAUAUUCAACGUGGAGUGGAAGAUAAAUGGCAAUGUGAUCAGAUUUACCUUGACCGGGCAAGCGGAACCGGGUACGUAUUUGUCAUUCGGACUCAGCGGGUCUAUGACAGCAACGUCUAUGAUAAGCUCUGACGCCAUAGUGGCGUGGAUCGACAAGACAACGGCGCAGCCACGUGCUAUGGACUAUAAUCUAGGGGCCUACUCCCAGUGUGCUAACAUGCGCGGCGUGUGUCCGGAUCCGGAACUCGGCGGUGCCAACGAUGUCAUGGAUAUCGUCGGAAGCUUCAAAGAUGGCGCCACCACGAUAUCUUUCUCCCGAAGACUGAACACCGACAAUGAGUUGGACAAGGCGUACCUGACGAGCGCGUACGAUGCAGUACGUCGUCUGGGCGAUCGGUCCCAUUAAUGCAGACGGCAUUGCCUCCAAACACUCACGCGGACCUCAGUGAAUCUUAGCUUCAACUUCGGUCGCACUCCGCUGGCGAAUUGUUCAACGCGUGAUAAUGACGAGCACCGUGAGGCUG
Priapulus caudatus is the source of this 1412-nucleotide messenger RNA. Its product is annotated as protein Skeletor, isoforms B/C-like. NCBI's taxonomy places the organism in Eukaryota, Metazoa, Priapulida, Priapulimorpha, Priapulimorphida, Priapulidae. The record is from RefSeq and is a predicted model, not a curated record.